Molecule: messenger RNA, 1338 nt
Organism: Salvia splendens (bonfire salvia)
Lineage: Eukaryota; Viridiplantae; Streptophyta; Magnoliopsida; Lamiales; Lamiaceae
Exons: 2
Coding region: 1-1338 (445 amino acids)
Source: RefSeq, a predicted model, not a curated record
AUGGACAUGUUAGCGAAGCAACUCUCCCAGAUCGCGACUUCUUUGAGUGAGAUGCGCGGGAACGAAGGAAUGAUUCCUGCCUCGGUGCAACCACCGGAUAGAGAGAACAUCAGCCAGAUCACCCUAAGAUCUGGGCCAGAAUAUGACGAUCCGAGUACGAAGGAAGAUAAAGGGUCGACUCCAACUCCAUCGGAUAAGAAAACCGGAACAAGAGAGGUUGAAACAGGGAAAGUCAGAACAGAGGAUGACAACCAGAGCAGAAACGGUAAAAGACUAGAACCUCAAGAAGCUGAUCAACACUUCUCAGGCCCAGAAGUUGAGGUGGAGAUAGAAGAAAUCAGGAGAGAGGCUGGAGAAUCUUCCAAGGGUGACAGUCGCAACAAAGAAAGACAAGUGAAACCCUUUCCCUACAAAGGGGGACUUAAGAAGAAAAAGGAGGAUCCAGCGGAUUUCAUGGAAAUUUUUGGGAAGCUGGAAAUUAAUUUGCCGUUUCUCCAAGCUUUAAAUCUGCCCAUCUUCAACAAGUUUAUCAAGGAGUUUAUCACCGGGAAGACUGAACCCAGCGGCAAAAUAAUAUUUGGAGAAACCGUAUCGGCAGUGAUUCAGAAGAGAAGAAUGCCCUACAACCGUACUGACCCAGGUAUGUUCAUUCUCCCAAUUUCGACUGGGAACAUUAAAGUCGAGCAUGCUAUGUGUGAUCUAGGUGCAUCAAUAAAUGUUUUACCGCUUUCCCUUUAUAAGAAACUGGAAGGAGUGAGAGUGGUUGAUACGAAGGUGGUAAUUCAAUUAGCUGAUAGGUCGUGCAUCAGUCCCGAGGGUGUGUUAGAGAAUGUAAUAGUCAAAGUGCAUGAUUUUCUAUACCCUGCUGAUUUGCAUGUUAUAAAGAUGAGUGAGUACCAGUCUGCUGAGUCUAGCGGAGUGCUUUUAGGAAGACCGCGGAGUGCUUUUAACAUUAAUGAGGCUUUGAAGAAGCCACUGGACAUAGAAAAUGUGCAUGCCGUAGAUGUAAUUAACCCCCUGGUCAAAGAAUUUCUUGAGACAGAAUUGAUGCAGGAACAGGUGGAAAAUUCUGAGUUAAGUCACUCCAUUGACAAGGAGGUGGCCAAUUGGUGCGAGGUCGUAAACACACUGGGAAUGAUAGAUGAAGAGUUAGCAAAUGCGAUUCUAGAAUUCUGUAAAAGUCAUGAAUCUGUCAGGUCUAAGGAAUUAGCCUACGUGUCUAAUGUGGAAAAUUUGCCUGGACCUGAAGGAUUAAUCACCAAGGAGGCGAAGAAGAAUCCACUACCUCAAGAGACAAGUUCAACAAAGAAGGAACUGAAGACAUUUCCCCAGGCCUAA